GUGUCCGGUUCGCCGUCGUGACGUCACUCGCUGGACUGGACGGGGCGGGGGGCGCGCGCACACACCGCGGCCAGCGGCGACUUUUUCCUCUUUAUUUUUCAUCAUCUUCUCCCUAAAAACACCCUCAUCGUCCCCGAAACACGCCGAGCGAGUCUCCCGGCGGCUGAGGAGCUCCGUCAUCGACGGGAUUGCGGGUGAUCGGGCGCGCGCGGCCUCCGCCGAAAACUUUCUCAGCGGCGCUCGUGACCGCGGCUAACGGACACCGGCGGCUCCGGACAUCACGAGAGAAGGAUCCGGCAGUCACCCGCGCGGAUAACGGAGAAAUAACGACAAAUACGGUCAAAGGCUGCGUGUAAAUAUAAAUAGAGUGUAAGUCGGUGAGCCGGAGCGCCCCCGCAGGAGUCCGCCGGUAAACUCCCGGUAAACACCGGAGACAUCCGCUCUCCGUGAAGGAGAGCAGAUAUCUGAACAUCACUCUAUCUGCAGUGAUGAGAUGAGAAUGAUCCACAUAUAACACAGAGACUGAUGAUGAAACACUGAACCACAGACGACUGAAGAUGUGAGGACACUGUGACUGAUGGCCGCCUCAGUGAAGGUAGCGGUGAGAGUUCGGCCCUUCAACUCCCGCGAAACCAGCCGAGAUGCUAAAUGUGUCAUACAGAUGCAGGGAAGCUCCACCUGCAUCUGGAACCCCAAACAGCCCAAAGAACCAGCCAAGAACUUCAGCUUCGACUAUUCGUACUGGUCUCACAGCACGGAGGACGACCCAGCCUUCACAUCCCAGCGGCAGGUGUAUCUGGACAUCGGUGAGGAGAUGCUGCUUCACGCCUUCGAAGGCUACAACGUCUGUAUAUUCGCCUACGGUCAGACCGGAGCCGGAAAAUCCUACACCAUGAUGGGAAGACAAGAGCCUGGACAACAAGGCAUCAUUCCACAGAUGUGUGAGGAUCUGUUCAAGCGCACCAGUGAGAACACGGAUCCGGAUCUGUCCUUCUCUGUAGAGGUGUCCUUCAUGGAGAUCUACUGCGAGCGCGUGCGGGAUCUGCUGAACCCCAAGAGUAAAGGAGCGCUGCGGGUGCGAGAGCAUCCCAUCAUGGGGCCGUACGUCGAGGAUCUGUCCAAACUCGCCGUGACCUCCUACGCUGACAUCAGUGACCUCAUGGACGCGGGGAACAAGGCCCGGACGGUGGCAGCCACCAACAUGAACGAGACCAGCAGCCGAUCACACGCCGUCUUCACCAUCGUCUUCACUCAGCGCCGAAGAGAUCAGCUGACCAGCCUCGACACAGAGAAGGUCAGUAAGGUGAGUCUGGUGGAUCUGGCGGGCAGUGAGCGAGCGGAUUCCUCCGGAGCUAAAGGCGUGAGAUUAAAGGAAGGUGCUAAUAUCAAUAAAUCUCUCACCACACUGGGGAAGGUCAUCUCUGCUCUGGCUGAAAUGCAAAACAGCAAAAGAAGGAAGAGUGAGUUCAUCCCGUACAGAGACUCCGUGCUCACCUGGAUACUGAAGGAGAACCUGGGUGGUAAUUCUCGUACAGCUAUGAUCGCUGCUCUCAGUCCUGCAGAUAUUAAUUAUGAGGAAACACUCAGCACUCUCAGAUAUGCUGACCGUGCCAAGCAGAUCCGCUGUAACGCUGUAAUUAACGAGGAUCCAAACGCUCGUCUGAUCAGAGAACUGAAGGAGGAAGUGAACCGACUCCGAGAUCUGCUGCUGUCACAAGGACUGAGCCGGCUGAUCACUGCUCCAGCUGCUGAAGUCAAUAACAACCGUGUGGGCGUCAAUCUAAUGCCUGCUGACCCCGCCUCCAAUGGAGCUCCACCCACAUCUGCACCUGCCCUGGGAGAAGGCCCCGCCUCUGAGAGUGACCCCGCCUCUCUGGAUGGCCACGGCCAAUUAGAAGAGUUUCAGGGCGAGAUGAUUACCAAUGAGGAGGCAGUGGAGAGACUGAAGGAAACAGAGAAGAUCAUGGCUGAGCUGAAUGAGACGUGGGAGGAGAAGCUGAGGAAGACCGAGUCGAUCCGACUGGAGAGGGAGACGAUCCUGGCUGAGAUGGGAGUGUCCAUUAAAGAGGAUGGAGGAACUGUUGGAGUGUUUUCACCUAAAGGGACUCCUCACCUGGUGAAUCUGAACGAGGAUCCAUUGAUGUCUGAGUGUCUGCUGUACUACAUCAAAGAGGGUGUGACCAGGGUUGGUCAGAAGGAUGUGGACAUCAAGCUCAGUGGUCAGUUUAUCAAAGAACAGCACUGUGUGUUUUACAGCUACAUCAACCAGAAUGGAGAAGUGGCCGUGACUCUGGAGCCGCUGGAGGGAGCGGAGACGUACGUGAACGGGAAGCAGAUCACCGAGUGUGUGCUGCUCAAACAGGGCAACCGUAUCGUGAUGGGCAAGAACCACGUGUUCCGGUUCAACCACCCGGAGCAGGCGCGUCUGGAGCGUGAGCGCAGCAGCUGUGUGGAGCAGCAGGGAGAGCCGGCCGACUGGAACUACGCUCAGAGAGAGCUGCUGGAGAAACAGGGCAUCGACAUCAAGCUGGAGAUGGAGAGGAGGCUACAGGACGUGGAGAUUCAGUAUCGGAGAGAGAAAGAGGAAGCAGAUCUACUGCUGGAGCAACAGAGACUGUACGCAGAUUCAGACAGCGGAGAUGAUUCUGACAAGCGUUCGUGUGAAGAGAGCUGGAGACUCAUUUCAUCCCUGAGAGAGAAACUACCAGCUAACAAGGUUCAGUCCAUAGUGAAGCGCUGUGGUUUACCCAGCAGUGGCAAGCGGCGCGAGCCUCUCCGAGUCUAUCAGAUCCCGCAGCGCAGACGCAUCAGCAAAGACCCCGAGCAGGUGACCAUGAGCGACCUGAAGCUGCAGGCGGUGAAGGAGAUCUGCUACGAGGUGGCGCUCGGAGACUUCAGGCACUCACGGCGAGAGAUGGAGGCGCUGGCCAUCGUCAAGAUGAAGGAGCUCUGCCGCAUGUACAACAAACGAGACGCGGCCGAGAAGGACACGUGGAGGGAGGUGGCACAGGACGUGUGGGACACGGUGGGCAUCGCAGACGAGCGCUCGCUGGAGAACACAGACGGAGAGAGCGGCUCAGCGGACGGAGAGAGCGGCAGAACCGGCGUCUACAACCUGAAAGCACACAUCGACAAACUGACCGAUAUUCUACAAGAGGUUAAAGAGCAGAACAACAUGAAGGACGAGGAGAUCAAAGCCCUCCGAGACCGCAUGAUGAAGAUGGAGAGCAUCAUCCCAGCAGUGCAGCAGGAUAAUGAUGAUGAAUCAGAGGAACUGCUUGCAUAUGGCGAUCAGGGGCGGGGCGAUGAGCAGGAUGGGUGUGGCCCUCUGGAGCUCCUCCCCAAACAGGAGCGAGUGUCACGGCUGAUGGAAGAAGACCCCGCCUUCCGUAGGGGCCGCCUGCGCUGGCUCAAACAGGAGCAGCUGCGUCUGCAAAACCUGCAACAGCAGCAGAUCACCAAGCGUCUGCGCAGAGGGGGCGGAGCCGGGGGCGGGGCUGGGGCCGGGGAGGGCGUGGUCCACCUUCCUGGAACAGGACGCUUCAUUCCCCCUCAGGACUGCAAGCUGAAAUUCCCCUUUAAGAGCAACCCGCAGCACCGGCUCUCCUGGGGCCCGAAUGUGUCCGUCACAGUGGACGACCUCAAGGACGAGCGCAGCGAGGGACGAGGCCCCGCCCCCGGCGUGCCGUUACUUCCUCUACCGUUCCAAGUGCCGGUCGUCAUGCGCGCGCCCUCCCCCAGUCGCCCCUGGCAACCUCGCCAAUACAGCAACGGUAACUUUGGCAACGGCAAUCAGUUUCCUCAGCAACAGUGGCACUACAGGCGCAACUCACUGGACAGCAGCACCAUGCCUGGCAACCAGAGUUACUACAGCAACGGUCACCACAACAAUAACGGCUCACAGCAGUCAAACCGCGGUCGCUAUCGGCGACAGUCGCCGGGCCCUUGCACACGUGGGGAGGGGGCGUACACACCGAUGUACGUCAAUCAUCAGCGGCCCGCCUUCCAGACCUACCAGACUCUACCGCACACACUCGUGGAUCAACAGCACGGCAAAUACCAAAAACCGCAGGGCUACGUCACCCCGCCGCGCAUGAGACGCCAGUACAGCGCCCCCGACCUGAAGAGCAAAGAAACGCCCAUCUGAUGUGUGCGUGACCGCUGUUUUACCGCCGUUCACUUAUGAUGUCAUGAAUACAAGCGAGUUGUUUUGAUGGGUUAGUCUCGUGUAGGCAGACUAUCAGUAGAAAGAGUUAAUUCUGGCCCACUUUAGACAGGAAGAGAGUGUUUGAGUGACAGGUAAGACCCGUUCGCUAUGAGAACAAUUACUAUGAUGAUGGUUUUAUAUUCAUUUUUAAAGGAGCGCUUACAUUUACUGUAGUUCUGCAAAUUUUUGCAAAGCUGUUUUGAUAGGAAUCUACACAAUUGGGUUAUAGUUAUCUUUCUUGUUGUGAACGGGCCUUCAGACUCCUGGCCCUCCAAUCAGAUUAGAGCUUGUGGUUUUUGGAAAGCUCUCAUUAUUUUAAGUGCAGUACUCAUGUUCUGUAUGGGUGGUCCGAGACUACUUAACCCAAACUGACCCAAACUCCGUUAACGCACCACGUCACUACUCCGUCUGUGUGUGUUUUGCUGUUCAGGAUCACAUACCUCUCCACAAUGACUCAGCCUGGGACUAGUUUUGCAUUAGUUUUGGGUGUUUGUAUGUUCAGCCUCAAUGUGCCUUAUUCAGAUGCCAAUAACCUCAGAGAUCACUGAAGGAAAUGCCAUGGGAGUGUGUGUGUGAGUGUGUGUGUGUGUGACGCUGAUGAUUUACUGUGUGAGAGAACUGAGAUGCAGGAGGAAGUUUUAAGGCCUGAUUCAUGGAUAUGAUUCUUUUGAACCGGUUCUUGAUAAUGAUUAAUUCACCUGAUUCACAACAGAACAACUCAAAACAACUUAAAGGAAGGUUUCAGUUCAGAUGUGUUCAUCACCAGCGAGAAUCAUUUGACUCACCCUUCAGAAUAUAAUUGUAUUUUAGUCUUUAAGCUUUUUUUUCAUUGUAUUGCGAUAAUGGUCUUUAGUGUAUCAAACUGAGCCAGAUGAUAACAACUGAAUGACUUAAAUCAAGAACCAGUUCAUUGAAACGAAUCAGCCGAAUUAAAUGAUUCACUGAAAUGAUUCAGACUAGAGGAGAGAAAUGAGAAACACAAAAGUGUUUACGCAAAUGACAGACAGCUGUCAAUCGCUGAUGAUGAUGAUGAUGGUGGUGAAGGUUAUGUGGAGAGUUCAAAGGUCAAUGUAAUGGACAUGUGGAAUAAAGAUGCAAGUUGUGUGAGUUUUAGAGUUGAUGUAGGGUUUUUUUAAGUUGUGAGGUAAACAUGCUGAUGAUGGAUGUUUUAAACUUAAUCAGAUGGCAGAAAUAUUUUGACUAUUUAUUGGGAAUAUGAGUUGUUUGAUCCAGUUCAACAUUAUUUUUGAGUGGCAGAUUUAAAUCAGUCCUGCUUGCGUGAGGCUGCAGUGGUGUAUCAUGCUAGAUGCUCAGAAUCUCAACAGAUAUCGCACUGAAGAUUCCUACUGGAAAAUCUCACUGGACAUUCCCGUUGCAGAAUCUCAUUGGAGAAUUUCAUUAGAGAUUCUUAAGAAUAUUUCCACCAGAGAUUCCUACUGGAGAAUCUCUCUCUGAAGAGUCCCACUGGAGAAUCUCUCUCUGAAGAGUCCCACUGGAGAUUCCCACUAGAGAUUCCCACUGGAGAUUCUUAAGAAGGGUCUCACUGGAGAUUCCCACUGGAGAAUCUCUCUCUGAGGAGUCUCACUGGAGAUUCCCACUAGAGAUUCUUAAGAAGAGUCUCACUGGAGAUUCCCACUGGAGAAUCUCUCUCUGAAGAGUCUCACUGGAGAUUCCCACUGGAGAAUCUCUCUCUGAAGAGUCCCACUGGAGAUUCCCACUGGAGAUUCUUAAGAAGAGUCUCACUGGAUAUUCCCACUGGAGAUUCUUAAGAAGAGUCUCACUGGAUAUUCCCACUUGAGAUUCUUAAGAAGAGUCUCACUGGAGAUUCCCACUGGAGAAUCUCUCUCUGAAGAGUCCCACUGGAGAUUCCCACUGGAGAAUCUCUCUCUGAAGAGUCCCACUGGAGAUUCCCACUGGAGAAUCUCUCUGAAGAGUCCCACUGGAGAAUCUCUCUCUGAAGAGUCCCACUGGAGAUUCCCACUGGAGAUUCUUAAGAAGAGUGUCACUGGAGAUUCCCACUGGAGAUUCUUAAGAAGAGUCUCACUGGAGAUUCCCACUGGAGAAUCUCUCUCUGAAGAGUUCCACUGGAGAUUCCCACUGGAGAAUCUCUCUCUGAAGAGUCCCACUGGAGAUUCCCACUGGAGAAUCUCUCUCUGAAGGGUCUCACUGGAGAUUCCCACUGGAGAAUCUCUCUCUGAAGAGUCUCUCUGAAGAUUCCCACUGGAGAAUCUCUUUCUGGAGAUUCCCACUGGAGAAUCUCUCUGAAGAGUCUCACUGGAGAUUCCCACUGGAGAUUCUUAAGAAGAGUGUCACUGGAGAUUCCCACUGGAGAAUCUCUCUCUGAAGAGUCCCACUGGAGAUUCCCACUGGAGAAUCUCUCUCUGGAGAUUCCCACUGGAGAAUCUCUCUCUGAAGAGUCCCACUGGAGAUUCCCACUGGAGAUUCUUAAGAAGAGUCUCACUGGAGAUUCCCACUGGAGAAUCUCUCUGAAGAGUCCCACUGGAGAUUCCCACUGGAGAAUCUCUCUCUGAAGAGUCUCACUGGAGAUUCCCACUGGAGAAUCUCUCUCAGAAGAGUCCCACUUGAGAAUCUCUCUCUGAAGGGUCUCACUGUAGAUUCCCACUGGAGAUUCUUAAGAAGAGUGUCACUGGAGAUUCCCACUGGAGAAUCUCUCUCUGAAGAGUUUCACUGGAGAUUCCCACUGGAGAAUCUCUCUGAAGAGUCUCACUGGAGAUUCCCACUGGAGAAUCUCUCUCUGAAGAGUCUCACUGGAGAUUCCCACUGGAGAAUCUCUCUCUGAAGAUUCCCACUGAAGAAUCUCUCUCUGAAGAGUCUCACUGGAGAUUUUCACUGGAGAAUCUCUCUCUGAAGAGUCUCACUGGAGAUUCCCACUAGAGAUUCUUAAGAAGAGUCUGUCUGGAGAGUCCCAGUAGAGAGCCUCACUAGAAAUUUUCAUUGGAGAUUCCCACUGCAUCCCGUCAGACAGAGAAAAUGCUUGAAUGUUCAGAGACACACGGGAGGCUGUUCUUGAGUUUUUGCUUCAUCAUGGUAUCUGUGUGGCAGGUGGACAGAGUUAUUACAGUGAGACAUGACAUCACUCAACUAUCACAGGAGCUUUUCUGACUGUGACUUUUAACACUUCUGGACAAUCAGCUGAUUAUGUUUUGAUGAUGAAGACGAUGUCUUUUAUUUACACUUGCAGACUAUUUCCUGCCGUAAUAUGACGUUUGUUUGGUUUAAUUUGCCUUUUUCAGUUUGAUUAUGAUUUCAUUGAGUAAUUAGUGUUUGUGCAGUUAUGUAUGUGUGCGAGGAAUCCGCUGAGUUCAUUUGCACAAACACACACGUGCACUGUUCACUCUGUGUGUGUUUUGUUUGAGGUUGACAUUGAUGUUGUUUCCAACAUGAUGAACCUCAAGUGUCUCACUGGACACAAGCUGCCACUUCUGUUUCUGCGCUUCUGUUUGUUUUAUUCUGGGUUUUGAGUUAUUUUUGAGUUUUAAAAUGGUUAAAAAUGUCAAUAAAGGACAAUGUAUAAAAA
Messenger RNA from Carassius auratus (goldfish), 7745 nucleotides. Its product is annotated as kinesin-like protein KIF1C. The record is from RefSeq and is a predicted model, not a curated record. The coding region runs from base 578 to 4147 and encodes 1189 amino acids. Gene Ontology annotation, molecular function: microtubule binding; ATP binding; microtubule motor activity. Gene Ontology annotation, biological process: microtubule-based movement. Lineage: Eukaryota; Metazoa; Chordata; Actinopteri; Cypriniformes; Cyprinidae. The transcript is spliced from 24 exons.